AUGGCAACAACGACAGAAUCAAUCGCCGUGGAACCCUAUCUGCAGGCGUCCAAUUACGGCGAUGACCCUGAUUCCGCCUACGGUGACGAAGUAGGAAGUUACACAACAUCACUGGCGUCCAACAUCACAGACUACAAAAUCGAAAACAAUCGGAGAUACCAUGCCUACAAAGAAGGCAGCUACCUUUACCCCAACGAUGAGAAAGAGAGUGACCGCUUAGACAUCAUGCACAAGUUGACAGAGGUCAGCCUGGGAGGAAAGCUAAACCUGGCUCCUGUGCCCUCCAACCUUCAGCGUAUACUCGACAUUGGCACGGGGACGGGAAUAUGGGCAAUGGAGAUGGGAGACAAAUACCCGAAUGCUGAGAUAUUGGGCAAUGACCUAAGUGCAAUUCAACCGCGAUGGGUACCGCCCAAUGUACGCUUUGAGAUCGAUGACGUGGAGGCAAAUUGGACAUAUCAUCAGACAUUCGACUACAUCCACUGCCGCUUCAUGGGCAAUGCUAUUCGCAACUGGCCUCGGUUGGUCCGUCAAUGCUUUGAGCAUACCAAACCAGGCGGCUGGGUCGAAUGCAUCGAUCUCGACCUGGAAUGGAACUCUCCAGACGGUUCUCUCACCCCCGACCUCGCUUCUAAACACUUCAAUACCACCUUCCUUGCGGCUUCACGAGAAGGCGGCAUGGAGCCUUGCCCUGGACCUCUUCUCGAAGGCUGGUUGAGAGACGCUGGUUUCAAGGAUGUUGCGGCUGAGAGGCAUGUUUGGCCUGUGGGAACCUGGCCUGCUGACAGAUAUCUGAAAGAAGUUGGCGCCUGGAACUACCUCCAGAUCAUGGAAGGUCUCGAAGCUUUCACUUACGCUCUUUUCACGCGUGUUCUGGGCUACUCGCAGCAAGAGGUCGAUGUUGUAUGUGCGAAGAUCAGGAAAGAAAUGAAAAAUCCUAAGAUGCACGCAUACUUCUAUCUACACGUCGCCUAUGGCAAGAAGCCCGAGGACAAGUAA
This is a messenger RNA of Letharia columbiana, 999 nucleotides long. RefSeq lists its product as uncharacterized. Bases 1 to 999 code for a protein of 332 amino acids. Lineage: Eukaryota; Fungi; Ascomycota; Lecanoromycetes; Lecanorales; Parmeliaceae. The record is from RefSeq and is a predicted model, not a curated record. The transcript has 11 exons. Gene Ontology annotation, molecular function: methyltransferase activity.